ACCGUUUCUCAUCUAUGUUCUUUCUUUUAUAGAUCGAUUACAUGUCAUUACUAAAAAAUAUUUGUAUUCUAUGUACUGAAGUCGAUCCAUGUGUCCGUUUUGUACAGAAAAAAGGAGAACAAGAACAAAAAUGCCUCUGUGACCAUCUAGAGAAUAAACAUGUGCAAGGUUCGUAUCAAAAAUCUUUCUGACACUUUAUUUUAAGCUUAAAAAACGUUUCAAUUACAGAUUAUUUUAUACAAUCAUCUCCUAAACAACAAAUAGCCAGUUCACCUACUCAUCUUAUGUCACCGUUAUUGAACAGCAAAUAUGGCAUUUCCUCACAGACACCCGUGUCACAAAGAAUUUCAACUCCAUUAGCAACUAAAAGAGCCAACGUUAUAUCACCGAUUGUGUCAUCUUCAAUUGAUAGUAUGAUUUUACCAGCAUCAGAUGAAGAAAAUAGAUCCCCAUCGAGCACUUCAACAACGCCUGUUUCAAAACGUCGCACACAUCCGUUAACAACAAGCACAUUUAGUUUGAUAAACAAUUGUGAACCGUCGGCAUUAUCCUCAUGUUAUAUUAAUCAAUCAACAGUCGAUAUAACUCCCAGUAAAAGUAAACAACCUAUUCGCGUACCAUGGAAUUGCCAGUUGCCAACUUAUACUACAGACGUGGAACAAGCAUUACAAGAAGGCGAUUUGGAAAAAGCAGUCAAAAGUAAUUUUGUUUGCUCGACGCGAGACUUCAUCAUGGAACGUUAUCCAGAAACAAAAUCAUCUCUCGAUUACCGAAAUAUCAGUUUAUCAAUUGUUAGAAAAUAUCCAAAUGUAGGAAGUCAACCCAAUUUUAAAUUAGAACAGUGUGAUGGUAAAGUACGAACACAAGAAAUGGAAAUUCAAACGUUCUUAACUACAACAAAUUUAGAAGCAGAAAAUGCAGACCAAGCUCAUUACACACGUAUGGCUGCUGAACCAAUGGAAGAAGUUGAAAAAGGUUCCAGUGCACAUCUGAACCAGCUAACACCCGUACUAUCUGAUAUCCAAAUACCAAUGUCAGCACUGUUGUCGCAGUCAACUUCAGCUGCACAAUGUCUGCAGUCAACUCGUCAGACCAUUUAUACUCCUCCGAAUGAUCGUUUCUAUGAGAGAGUGAAAAAAAAAGUCAAACAACUAUCAACUGAAGCUUCGUUAAUGGAUAAUUUUUAUGAAAAUAACUAUGAAACGCAACUAAAUGAUACACUAUCUAGCGAUAUACAAACAACGGCAGAAGAAAUGAAUGACAGGGUACUAAGUGAUAAACAAACAUUUGGUCAACGACCAACAGUAAUUCGCGUUGUUCAACGAAAUAAUCAAAACGUUAGAGUGCCCAUUUUGGCAGCGAAUUUAGCAUUUUCACAACCAUUCUUACGUACUUCAAAUCGAGCAAUUGCUGCAAAAACUGUUCCUGCCCGGCAAUCAAAUGAUAUAGAAACUCAGUCGAUGAACAUUUCGUGUACAAUACCGAAAAAUCCAGAUCCAUUAUCACGGAUAAAAUCAAUGUCAAAUUCAGCAAUGGAAAGAAAUUAUCAACAUUUAACAGAAGAAUUGCGUAACAAAGUGAAGCAAAUAAGAAAUAUCAAACAUGUCAACAUUCCAUUGUCCAUUGUUCAUCAUAUUAAACGAUUACAACAGAUGACCUUUUUGAGCAGACGAUCAUUAAUGGAAAAUCAACAUAACAGCUCCUCAUUAAGUGACAAGAUUACACUGUAUCCUGAAUUACUUAAUGAGUUUGUGAUACUAUAUGAACAUCAACUAUUGACAUGUGAAGAAACAACUACAAACAACAACUCAACCAAUUUUGAAUUAGCUAUGCGAAAAGUUUUGGAUGAUUUGAUUCAAAAAUAUAAAAUUCCGCAACAAUGUCAAAGUCAAGCAGAUUUUUCCGCUGUUGAAGAUCUUUGCAACGAACAAGGUUCAAAAUGUUUUAUAAUGAAAGAACUUAAAAAAGGUCAUGGAAGACAAUUGGGCUUAUAUUUUACUGGAAAUGCGUGGGAAAAAGCUGCUCUUCAAUUAACAACAAAUACUAAAAUCAAUGUGGGACCAACAGCAAGUGGCCUUCAAAGGCCUCUGCUGGUAUUUUUGGUCAUAUUUCAAGUUUUACAAUACAACUAUCCUGAUGAUAUUAAAGCAGUAAUGAAUUAUUUAAACGAUCAUGUAAAAGGACAACUGUAG
Didymodactylos carnosus is the source of this 2192-nucleotide messenger RNA. The record is from the annotation of a GenBank genome assembly. NCBI's taxonomy places the organism in Eukaryota, Metazoa, Rotifera, Eurotatoria, Philodinida, Philodinidae.